Henningerozyma blattae CBS 6284 is the source of this 1503-nucleotide messenger RNA. It is a transcript of the gene FMP48, whose product is annotated as protein kinase FMP48. Gene Ontology annotation, cellular component: cytoplasm; autophagosome. Gene Ontology annotation, molecular function: ATP binding; protein serine/threonine kinase activity. Lineage: Eukaryota; Fungi; Ascomycota; Saccharomycetes; Saccharomycetales; Saccharomycetaceae. Bases 1 to 1503 code for a protein of 500 amino acids. The transcript has a single exon. The record is from RefSeq and is a predicted model, not a curated record. Gene Ontology annotation, biological process: protein autophosphorylation; peptidyl-serine phosphorylation; autophagosome organization.
AUGUACCAAUUAAUUGCACCAAUUCAAAGUGGAUCAUUUAGUACCGUCUACAGUGCGAAUAAAAUCGAUGAUAAUAACCCUGCUAAUGUUCAAAAAGUCGCUUUGAAAGUCUUGCCAAGAACGAAAACUGAACGUACCACUGUAGAACAAGAAUGUUAUGCCAUGAAUAAAGUAAACAAACAUCCUAAUAUUUGUCAUUUCUUGGAUUGUUACGAAGACAAGAAUUGGGACAGUUAUGUAAUGGUUUUGGAAUAUUGUUCUGAAGGUGACAUGCAUGAUUUAAUAUAUUCAAACAAACUUAAACUUUCCAAACAAUUAAACAAUGAUAGAUUCUCCAAUCCAAUCUCAUCCGUUCCGCCGAUACUACCUUCCCCUGCAUUAAGUUUCUAUUCCAUUACAAAGCAAUUAUGCAGUGCCAUCAAUUAUUCUCAUUCCAAAGGGGUCGCUCAUAGAGAUAUUAAACCAGAAAAUAUCCUUUUGAAUAAUGAUGGGAUGGUCAAACUAGGUGAUUGGGGUCACGCCACCAUAAAUAAAUAUUCUACUGAAUGUAAUGUUGGUACAGACGCAUACCGUGCUCCAGAAACUUUUUAUUCCUCCCCAGCUUAUAACACAAAACAAUCUGAUUUUUGGGGGUUAGGUUCCACUCUAAUAUACUUCCUAUUGGGUGAACCAAUCUUUAGAUGUUUACAAAAUAAUAAUACCAAGAAAAAUCCAAAAUCAACCAAUGAAAAAUCAAGUAAAGUAAGUAUAUUGAAUGAUGAAUUACUUUUGAAAGUCAUUACCAUUUAUCAGGGCAAAUUCUUGAGAAAUCCGACUUUCCAAUGGAAUGAUAUACCUUAUUCCAAAAAUAAUAGUAAAUUGAUUAGUUUGAUUGCCAUCAUUCUAGAGACAUUGCUGGUCAUCAAACCAGAAAAUAGAUCCAUUUAUGUUUUUGAAGAAUUGUUGGACGAUUUGUUCAUUGAAGAUCUCAUGGUCAGCGAUGACGAUGAUGAAGAAGAAGUGGAUUUUGUACAACAGCUGGAAUCGCAUGUAAUCAUUUCUCAUACUCUCAAUACUACUUGUAUGUCAUUAAAUAAUAUGCCCAUCACUCCUACUUCUCCAAUAACUCCAAUAAUGUCCAACCAAUCUCCUGUUCCAAAUUAUACACCAGCAUCUUCCAUUCAAAGCACACCACGUUAUGCCAAGAAUAUUCAAGUUCAAAAUGAUGAAAAAGAUUAUUAUGAAUAUAAAAAUCAACAGCAACAGCAGCAGCAGCAGCAGCAUCAUCAUCACCAUCACCAUCAUCUUUCAUUUUCUAAAGAAAAAAGUCUUUUGGAAGAUUACGCUUUCAAAACUACAGAAGUCACUACAACACAUACAAGUCUUGUAUCAGAUUCUGAAAACAAUUUAAUAAAUGAAGAAAGUGAUUCAUCACAAACAACUUCUCAUUCUUCUUCUCAUUCUUCAGGUUUAAGCAAUUUCUUUAAUGCCUUUGGUAUUCGUCGUACUCAAAGCAUUAUUUAA